This is a messenger RNA of Halteromyces radiatus, 2029 nucleotides long. Its product is annotated as nucleoporin protein Ndc1-Nup. Lineage: Eukaryota; Fungi; Mucoromycota; Mucoromycetes; Mucorales; Cunninghamellaceae. The coding region runs from base 98 to 1939 and encodes 613 amino acids. Gene Ontology annotation, molecular function: protein-macromolecule adaptor activity. Gene Ontology annotation, biological process: nuclear pore organization. The record is from RefSeq and is a predicted model, not a curated record. The transcript is spliced from 7 exons. Gene Ontology annotation, cellular component: spindle pole body; nuclear pore transmembrane ring.
UUUUUUUUUAUAUUAUCCCGUUCCUUUGUAUAUAUACGUAUUCACCAACUAUUCAUUACAAACUUAUUCUUCUAUAUAUUUUAAAUAAAAAGGGUAAAUGUUAACCACUCCCUCAAUACCACAACCUCUACCUUUAGACCGAAAGUAUAAGGAUGCUUUCUUCAGCUACUGCAAAACGCAAGGGAUCCGUGCCUCUUUGAUUACAUUCUUGAUCUCAUACCUCUCUACAACUAUAUUUAUCCUACGCAUCACAUCUUUGAAAGGAUUACUAUGGACGUUUUUUCAACAAAAAGUAUUUAUCACUUCCCUUUUAUUUACUAUCAUCAUCACAGGUCUUGGAUUUUUACGAUUUACUCAAACUUCAGUAUGGCGUCCAAAAUAUCUAAGUGCCGGCACUGAAAUCAUCGCAGCUUUCCGUAAUCAAGAUUAUUACAUCAUGACAACUUGUUAUGCUUUGGCUGGAAUCACAAUGGUACGAUUGUGCUUUACAACACUGUUGGAAGAAUCAUACACAUCUCAUUGGUUUACUUAUCCUCCAGGACAUCGUGCUUAUGCAAGAGAAUUGAACAAGGAAAAUCUCUUUAUUACUUUUUAUGGUCUUCUUCUGGGUAUUGGGUUUUCUCUUCAAUGUAUCAUUGAGGAAAAGAAUAUCCUUCGUAUUUCCCCUAUUCAACAACCAAAAGGAGCAGCUCUCAAAGCAAGUAUGUCAACCUUGAUUCAUUCUAGUUGGAAAUAUGCUGGAAAGAUGCUAGUCAUCUCUUAUAUCCUCUUUAUCUUCUUCAAUGGCAUGAUAUAUUAUAUGGUGGCACCUUUUAUUGGACUUUUCUGGUCAAGUUUACUUGUGACACCUGUGGUUCGGUUCCGAUGGUACGAUCUCUACUUGAUGAUUCGUAUGAUGAUGACUGGUUCCUUUGUGACUUUUGGAUGGGAAAUUGGCAAUCGUGUAUUUGAUGUUGUUUUUGCUGUGAUUCCUAAUAUUUCUUUGAUGUCAACCCAACCCAAUGCUUGUUUACUGGAUGGACUACGUAAUAAGGACAACCUUUCAUGGAUUCGAUCUACAGCUUAUGGCGAACUGGCAUUGUUAGCUACAAAGGAACCUGAUCGACGUAUUAGUUUAUUUUUGGAUACUAGUCAUGACUUUACAUCCUCAGCUUGGAAAAGUCUUUCUCAAGAAUGCAUGUUAACUCUCAAUACACUUCGACAACGUUUAAAUGAUGAAUAUAUGGACAAGAAAACAUUGGAACAACAAAAACAACAACUAUCUUUUAGUCAAAAUGGUGGCACAGAAAGACAUUUUACCAGUAUACAACGGGUGACAUUACAAGAUGAUGAUAUGUUAGUGAAUGAUGAUGAUGAUGAUGAUCUGAAUAGUCGACGAUUGGAUGAUAGAACUCCAGAAUUAUUCUUAUCACAAAUGCAAAUGACGGAUGCAUCAAUACAGCACACACCAUGGGCAACAACAAAACAUUUACCCGACGACAAAUGGGUGACUUUACCGAGGGAACUGGUUAGAAAAGGAAUCCACAAAAUCACUCAAUCCAAUUUCGUUCGCAACUUGAUGGUGGUGACUAUUGAUCAAAAGACUCGGGCUCAUUUUAGCAAUACACCAGAUCUGAUCUAUGCUAUUCAAGCACUAGGAAGUUUGACGGCAGCUUCAUUGAAAGAAGAUCCAUAUGGAUAUGUACAACAUGACAUUCCCAAUGUAUUAGAUACUUUAUUGGGAACUUUGAUGGAUGUAGAACAUUUUAUACAAGCACCACCAAAAUCUUACCAAUCUUUACCCCAUUUAACUAUUGGACCUGUCUUGUGGACUGAACCCAAUGCUGUUAUUAGAGCUUUGAAUGAUGCCAUAUUUGAAAUUACAACUACAUUCAAGGAAUACAUGAAUCGUAUUAAAGUACAAAAGAAAUAUCAAGCCAGAUUACGUACAUACAUUUAGAUAGCUCCCUUUUUUUUUUAUCAUAUAAUAUAUCUUUUAUCAUCAUUAUUUGUGUAUUAGACUCUUUUGAAUAAAAAAAGAAAUACAAUG